GGGUUCGAUUGGUUGCCUUGAAACAAUAGGUUAGUGGAAUGUUUUCCUGCAUUUUCCUCUGUUUGGUUCACUUUUGGAAAAAGUUUUUUGACCCGGAAAACUAUCCUGACCCGUCUUAGUUUUUGGGAUAGUUAACCACUUUAUUGAGCUAUCUCUAACCUCCCACCACCCCUGCGAUAUAGUUGUAUCCAUGGCUCCAUCAAUUAAUGCUAAAUUAGAUUUUACCAAUUUAUCCUUCAUCUACCUCAGCAAAAAUUGCUGCAAUCUGCUUCAUUGAGCGGAAGCAUUCCUAACCCCCAAUUAGGGCGCACAGAAAUUGGGUAAAUAGGGCGGAAGAAAUUGGGUAAAUUGCUGCAAUCUGCUUCAUUGAGCGGAAGAAUUCCUACCGCCCAAUUAGGGCGCACAGAAAUUGGGUAAAUAGAAAUUAGGAAAAAAGAAACCGCGCAUCUCGUUGUGCUCCCUUGACGAGGACGACGCCAUAAGCUUCAAGCAUGUCUGAUUCAGACUUGAUUCGGAAGGAUGCAUCGUCCCGGAAGAAAAUGGCUGAAUACAUGUUAGUGUUGGAGGAAAUUGUUCGUAAUUACAAAACAAACUUGCUUCUUUUGCGCAUCCUGGUUUCGGUAAUUAGAGGCAGGUCCAAAAGAAAAGAACGAGCUGGGGCAAAUGUCAAUUAUAGUUUGAUAAACAAAAGGCCUAAACAAGUAUAUCAUAUGAACAGAAUGGUUAGGCUUACAGACAGGUCAUGCAUAGAUAAUCUGAGGAUGGAUAGGAACACUUUUGGAAGGCUAUGUCGCCUCCUACGGGACUACAGUGGGCUUAUUGAUCACAGAUUUGUAACUGUCGAAGAGCAAGUGGCCAUGUUUUUGGGGAUUCUUUCUUAUCACAAGAAAACUCGUCUUGUGGGAUUUGAAUUUAUGUGUUCUUCAUAUACGGUUAGCCGCUAUGUACACAUUGUACUACGUGCUGUGUUGAACCUUCAACAUACUUUGUUGGUUAAACCCGAGCCAAUAUCUGAUGGUUGCAGUGACGAACGAUGGAAGUGUUUCAAGGGAUGCCUAGGAGCAUUGGACGGUACGUACAUCAAUGUCCGUGUGCGUGCGGGUGAUACCCCUAGAUAUCGUACAAGGAAAGGGCAAAUCGCCACGAAUACGCUGGCCGUAUGUGAUCGGUUCCUCAGAUUCAUAUACUUGUUCCCUGGUUGGGAGGGAUCCGCGGGGGAUGCAAGGAUUCUACGUGAUGCUGUAGGUCGACCAGAUGGACUCAAAGUUCAGAAAGGCCAUUACUAUCUAUGUGAUAAUGGUUAUGCGAACAGUGACGGCUUCUUGACGCCCUAUAAAGGGGUUCGUUAUCAUCUGAAAGAAUGGGGACCGGCAUGCGAACGUCCUCAAAACUCUCGGGAAAUAUUCAAUAUGAAGCACACUAGAGCCCGAAACGUCAUUGAGCGUGCAUUCGCCGUCCUUAAAAUGAGGUGGGGCAUUCUCCGGAGUUGCAGUUUCUAUCCGAUACAAGUUCAGAUAGGGUUGAUAAUCACAUGUUUUUUGCUACACAACUUCAUACGAGGUGAGAUGACAGUAGACCCAAUAGAAGAGCUGAUCGACGGACAAGCUGGUUGCGAUAUGGAUAACGAAGAUGCUGAGGACGUUGUUGAAUACGUCGACAUUGUAGAAGCAACUACUGCAUGGAAUAGGAUGAGGGACGAUCUAGCAGCUUCAAUGUGGGCUAAUGCAAAUGCAGCGUGAAAGUUGUCUUGAAGUCAAAAUUUAUGAAUUUCUCCGUUUGAAACUAAUGUUUAUGAGAGCUUAAGUAUGUGACUCAUUACUUUGGAUUUAUUAUUUACAUUUUGCCAAGACUUGUAGGGUCUGAAGGUGUGUGUCGUUUAAAAGUAUUUUAGCUUGUAACCCCCUUUUGUUUUUUGGCUUAAUGUUCACAUAAGGUGAACGGGGGACUUGAUGAGUUCGAACUGAAUGUUUUAAAGGAAAUUGUAUGAAUAGCUUUUAUAUCA
Molecule: messenger RNA, 2002 nt
Organism: Salvia splendens (bonfire salvia)
Lineage: Eukaryota; Viridiplantae; Streptophyta; Magnoliopsida; Lamiales; Lamiaceae
Exons: 4
Coding region: 492-1739 (415 amino acids)
Source: RefSeq, a predicted model, not a curated record